Messenger RNA from Salvelinus fontinalis (brook trout), 1205 nucleotides. Its product is annotated as helix-loop-helix protein 2-like. NCBI's taxonomy places the organism in Eukaryota, Metazoa, Chordata, Actinopteri, Salmoniformes, Salmonidae. Gene Ontology annotation, biological process: regulation of transcription by RNA polymerase II. The transcript has 2 exons. The coding region runs from base 675 to 1058 and encodes 127 amino acids. Gene Ontology annotation, molecular function: protein dimerization activity; RNA polymerase II cis-regulatory region sequence-specific DNA binding; DNA-binding transcription factor activity, RNA polymerase II-specific. The record is from RefSeq and is a predicted model, not a curated record.
UACCAUUCCUCAAAUAUAUUCCAUCCCUCCGUUUCUCAAGUAAGCCUUUAUUAGUUGGGAUGGUUUGGAUCUUAUCUCUCAUAGAAGCCGCGUGCUGGACCCGAGAACGUUCGGAAAACACAGAAGUGGAAAGGACGGGAUUAUCUUUCGGCUUUUCAAUGCACUGACUAUUGGCACACGGUGCACGGGGGCCUUUCUUAUCACGGUCAUCUCCAUCAACAAGAACGGACAAAUAUCUGCACUUUCAACGAGAUCUUAUCGACACAACAAUCUAUUGUUUACCAGCUGGGUGUUCACAAGGCACAAGAUUUUUAUCUUCAGAAAUAUUUAUCACAUGAUCGUUAACUAUACCAUCAACUCUACUAUCAUCUUCCCAACGAAGUGAUAUACCACAACUUGAAAUUAGAUGGUUCUGAGAUAAACAACAUUUUAUGUUUGAUUCGACUGUUCACAAUCUCAAAAAGUAAACAGCAAUUCAUUUUAUAAGGCUGUCAACAGUAGGCUAUAAUUCCUGUAAUGAAUUGGACUAAAUAAGAUGGUUUGUGAAAAAAAACAAAGGGAAGCACAGAGUUAAUUUGGAGUUGGAGUUUACUCCAACAGCUAUCAAGAAUCAUCAGACAGUUGUGUCUCUCAACUGAUUGUCAAGCUCUUUUUGGAUACGAACUGAAAAACAUAUGAAAAGACUGAAAAUGAUGCUGAGUCCAGACCAAGCUGAUUCCGACCUCGGAUGGGGACAAUCCGACGCAGAGUCGGUGCUCAACGACCUCAAGGUCGGGUGCCUGUCCGACGAACCAAUGGAGGGGGAGGGGAAGACGAGGUCGCUGGCCCAACCGAACCUCAGCAGGGAGGAGAAGAGACGGAGGAGACGUGCGACGGCCAAGUACCGCUCGGCCCAUGCCACGCGCGAGAGGAUCCGCGUGGAAGCGUUCAAUGUGGCCUUCGCUGAACUGAGAAAGUUGCUGCCAACCCUUCCCCCUGACAAGAAACUCUCCAAGAUCGAGAUCCUCAGACUUGCAAUAUGCUAUAUCUCCUAUCUCAAUCACGUUCUGGAUGUCUAGUUGAAAUUAGUGAGAUACAUUUUCAAAUGGGAGAAUUGGACAAGGAGAAUGGAGGGACCAGAAAGAAAUAUGGGUGAUAUGUCACUUGUGAAAUCGGGGAUACAUGAAAGUUGCCAGAAAGUACAAAAAAAGAGAUGGGGGGGGGUG